Doryrhamphus excisus (bluestripe pipefish) is the source of this 10886-nucleotide messenger RNA. The record is from RefSeq and is a predicted model, not a curated record. NCBI's taxonomy places the organism in Eukaryota, Metazoa, Chordata, Actinopteri, Syngnathiformes, Syngnathidae.
AGUUUUGCCGUUUGGAAACAUUAAAGCUGUCUGUAAAGUUGUUUUCUGAUUUGAUAAGGGUAAUUCAAGGUGGAAUUGCCCCAAUGAGCAGUGCGAGUUUCCGGAUGGUCUGUUGUUUGUAACACUUCAUUUUGGGUCUGCGUAAGCGACCCAAAAUGCAAUAAAGGCACAUUUAAAUUGAAUUAAUUAAAAAAAAACGCCGCACAUACCUCUCAAAUCUGGACUGGAUUAAUCUACAGACCCUAAGGAUUCAUAAAAACACAAUUUGAUUUGUGAAACCUUUUAUUGUAGUAGUACAAAUGCAAUAAAUUUUUUAUGUUUUUAUCCAGCAAGAUGCUGGAUAAAAUAGCCAUAGUAGACCUGUGUAUGUACAGGUCUACUAUGGCCAGAAAAUGUACAUUUUCUAUGUGGCUUAUCCUCACUAGGGAGAUUUUAUACGCCUAAAGGGCCUGUACUAUCGAUUCAUACGGUCUGAGUCGAUCCAUCCAUCUUUAUUGAGGUCACAAAGCGACAGCGAUUGUCCAAGGUCCCUUUGUGCAAGGAAGAGUUUGCCAUAAAAAGACUUAUUUAGAUUCAUUCACUUUCACACUUGCUUUCCUCUCCGCGGGGUCUGAUGACUUUUUGCUUGAAGUCCAGGAAGCACAAACCGGGUGAAGAGUUGGGAGCGCUGAAGAAACACAGCAAGUUGAAAAGAGGACAAUCCAAAACAGGAGUGCGGGCAUGGUAGAGGCCUGACCUGGGAUGUGGAAGCAGGAGCACCACAGACAAGGUGCCUUCUGGGAGAGACAGGAAGACUUUCCCCAGGCGGCGGUCCAGCUUCUCCAUGGUGUGCUCCAUCUGCACCUCCUGCACAUAAACACAAUCCUUGCUGCUCCUCGCUGGUAAAGUCAAGAAGCUCUCUGCAUGAGCCGUCGCCCCCUCGUAGCAUAGCAAAAUUUGCACAAACCAGCACUGUUGGAGUUACAAGCUCGCUGUCGUCGUCAGCAAGCCAUGAAGUCAUGUGGGGCGGAGUCAGCGCCGGACAGACGAGGAAGUUUUCCCUCCAGAGUUCCUCUAAGGACCUGAAGGCCGCAUGUCUGCCCUCUGGACUGGCAAACUCUGUUAAAAACAAACAGUACGCCUUGCUUAAUACCAAAAAAAAACGUGCUUGUGGUGCCUGUUUGCCCCCGACUAAGCUAAAUUAGCAAUAUUUAGCUAGUAAUUACACAUCGUUGACUUUUGGCAUCGCUGACAUGAAAGCACAUGCCAUCAUCCCUCGUUUAUGACUGUUGAUUCCACAAGAGGCCACAGAUGAAACUGUUUAUACUACCAUUUUCACUGAUGUAGCAGCUAGGAUGGCCACAGUUUGACUCUGGAACAGAUCAUUCCAAUUGACAUGAUUUCCUGUUGGGUUUGGUGGGGGAAAAUAUGUGGCCUGUUUGAGUACUCACGUAUGCACGCGUAUCUCGCACGUCUUCCAGGUUUAGCCUUGGCAAAGACUCUUUCCACGGCUCCAAAGCGGCCGAACCUCUGCGCAAGCGUUAUCUCACUCAGCUCAUAUGUCUCGGCAGGAAGUGGCGUGCGAUCAUUCAGUUCUGAGCGCUCGCCGUCCAGCGUGUGUCCGCUGCGCUUGGCCAAGACGCUGCGGGCCAGGAGGGGCUCGAGUCUGGUGGUGUAGAGUCGGCGCGUGUUGAGCACAUCGCUCAUCAGCGCAUUGAGAGUCACAUCCAAAUCCAGCGUAGACUCGUUGACCGGCCUCUGUACCUAGAAGACGCAGACACCCUCUGUGGCUCCUUGAUAUAUGUAUUUCAUAUGUUGCUGGACACUAUUGUUUGAUGAGCCACAGGCGGGAACAAAUACUGAAUGUGAGUGUGAAUGGUUGUUUGUCUAUAUGUGCCCUGUGAUUGGAUGGCCACCAGUCCAGGGGGGUACCUCACCUCUUGCCCGAAGUCAGCUGGGAUAGGCUCCAGCACCCCUGCGACCCUCGCGAGGAUACAUGGUAGAAAAUGAAUGCAAGUUUAGCUCCAAAGGGCUGCUGCUGUUUUUGAUGCUGACUUAUACCAUGGUACCUUGGCAUACCAGUGUCACAACUACCGAAGUGAGUCGUCUCUCAGCUGAUGUUUGCUCUGAGCUGAGAGCUAAAAUGACCAGCAGGCAUAGCAGAGGACAGCGACUUGGGGCCUUGUGUCAGUGUGACCAUGACUGAAGACCAGUAUGGAUGUAAGUAGCAAUUGCUGCGCUAGCUAGUGACCGGGAAACCAGUAAACAUUAGGAGUGUGAAUCUCAGCACUGAGGACGAUUCGAUAUACAUCUUGAUGCACUGCUAGCGAUACCAUACUUUAGCGAUACAUUGAAUUUUCUGGCGAUACAAUGCGAUAAUCAUUUAGCUCAAAUCAAUGCAAUCCGAUAUGAUAUGAUGCAAUUUCUUGCGAUAUGAUGCAAAUAAGCAAAGGGAAAAAUGGAAUUCAGUAUGGUCCUAUAAAAAGGGUUUGGUUUUAUUCCUUCUAGGCACUUGGCAUUAUUCUACUAAAGUGCUGUUUGUCUUUUUUACUAUGAACCACUUCUUGAUCAUUCUUUUUGACAUCUUAAAACAGCAACAACUUUUCCUCACACUUUCACAUCGGCUAUGCAAUUACAAUAGCAGUGUUUAAGUGGUGGAGUAAAACAAUUAAACAAUAAUUACUGCUGUAAAAAAGUACAGCAACAACAAAGUUAAAGUGACACUUUCAACAGUGCAAUCAAUAUUUGUUUAUAUUCCUGUCUGCAAAACAUACUGCUAAUAAACUGCUGAAGCGGAAAAGAACUUCUACCCUUUUAAGAUUGUUUCAAAAUUGAGGAAGAAGCCAACUGCUCUGCUGUUCUAAUGUCACCUGCUGUGCUGAACACUAGUUCGAGGGGCACAAAUAGCUCCUGGACAAUUUGGAAAGCAGCGGAAGAUCCACUUGUUCUGACCUGAUUUGCUUGGCUUUUCCCUGGUUUCUUAACGCUGCAUUCUUUGCAAAUGACAGACAUUUUGUCGAGCUUUCCGCGUUUCUUUCAGAAUUCGUAGUGUUUCCAAACAUACCAUUUAAACGUUGCAGGGGGGGGGUUAGAUAUAGAAACUCCCUCGCUGCUGCUUGCGUACGGACGUCCAUGCUGUUUUACUAUUAGUUGUAUGUGCCUCACGGCUUCCGUCCGUAUUCAAUAUAAAACACCAAAUAAUGAUGGUGCAUUCAUGGCGCCUGGGGAACAGCAUAUGGGGUGAAGAUCAAUUACAUCCAUACCCGGUGAAUGAGCCGAUGCGAGUCGCAUCGCGCGCAUGCGCAUUGAUGGAUCAAUUAAUAGUCAUUAUUUUCGACACCCUUAGUAAACAUAGUACAGUAUUGGGAGGGCAGGUAGAGACAGAGCGCCACCCGGUGGCUGAGUUCCUAACAGCUUUUACCUUCAAGGUGUGUCCCUGCACUUGGAUGCCGUUCAACGUUUGCAGUGCCAGCGCGGCUCCUUCUAGCAGCUUGAACUCCACCAAGGCGUGAACCUGCACGGUAAACACAACCAGGACCCCCUCAUUCCUACAGGAAACGGACCGGCAAAGAGCACGCACAUGUCCCCAAGGAGUGUGCUCGCCUGCAAGACCACCACGCACGCCGUGAGCAGGACAUACACACACAAACCCGCCACCCAGGUCUUCACCUUGUGGUCCAGCUUGGCAGGCAGGUCCUGGGACCGCUUUGAGAGAGGAGACAUAUGGAGCACAGAGAAGAACGGAACCUUGCCCAGCCUCCUGAAAGAGGCCGCCACCUGGAGGAAACGACAAGAACGUCUCUUCAGGCCCAGCAGAGUGGAGCCACUGCUGAUUGGCCAGGUGUAAGGCCACGUCGCAGCGCUUCCCCAUGUAGCAAACUGACCUGCCGAGUCGCUGCAACACCUCAGCAAACCUGCGCAGCGUCAAAAUAGUCCAAAGUCAUCACGUGGAUAGACACUGGAGAGACACAAACAUUGCUGUGUUCAUGUAUGUACCUGCUACUGGGCUCUGAUUCCGAGUGUGUCGACUCUUCUUGUAACGUCAAACCCCAAAGUUGCUCCAGGUGAUCCUCAAGCACCUGACACACGGGACAAGACGCAUUGCAGCAACUGUACAAGGUCCUCUUCUAAUGAAGUACUGGGCCAGCUCCAACGCUGCCAAGGCGUCCUCGGUGGGGUCGUGACCUGUCCUCUCCUCUGUUUGGAUCCGCCUACUGAUGUACAGCCGCGAGGUGUCGAUGACGUGUGGAUGGAUGAGCUGCAACAGUUCAGGUCAGUCAAGUGCGGCUUCAAGGUACUGAAGUGCUCCACUCACUUUCAGGGCCGUCAGAUCGCUGUUGAUGGAAUGACCCACCAGGACCGCGUCUCGUGGCAACAGCCUCUUCAGCUCGGCUUGAACGUCGCCGAGCUUGGUCCUGACCGGCUGCAACAUGGCCGCUGUGAUACCAGAAAACCUGCACACAGGUCGUAAAGCACCUCCAUUUUCCUUCUUCAUUUUCUCCAAAAGCGCCAACAAGACCUGAAGGGCCUUUCUUCCCACAGGAAAUCCAAUCCUUUCCAGACACCCCAAAUUAUCAACACCAAAUGCAUUCUAUAGACUAGUAAUGAUAGUUUCACAUGUAGAAAACAAUGCUACUUAUCAGGAAUGAAAUGGAUAAAUUACUUAUUCAUGUAUUAUAAUAUUGUAUUAUUAUUAUGUUAUUUAAUAUCUUUAUUUAGACUUCUUUGGCAUUUAUUUGAAUGUUUGAUGCUCUUUGUGUUUCCACUCGCUGCUCAACAUUUGUAGUUCUUUCUCCACUUUAUUUCAUGUCCCAUGUUGCCUUUCCUCACUGAAUCUACUGUAGAUGGCGUGUGCGUACUGUGUGAUGUAGUCCAGUAUUUUGUUGUCCGGUUUCACCAGUCGGUCCAGCAUGCACGUCCCCUGGCAGUCCACCAGGGACACCCUGGUCACCUCGUAGCCUCUCACUGUCAGACACUGCCAGCAUCAACAAUCAGCAACACCAGGAAGGGGGUGGGCUUUCACCAGGAAGUGCUUUUUGCUUGCUCACCAUUUCACAGUCCAGUCCAAACAGAGGACUGGCGUCCGUGACGACAUCGUCGCUAUGGGUGCACACAAACUCCUCGAAGCCUGGCAUCCCUGCAAGGAGAGGCGAAGGAUGGGAAGUGAGAGGGCGGCGAGGAGGAAAAGGAAGACAAGAGGCGGCAACGACGACCUUUCACCGGGUAAUGUCCCUUGAUCAUCUCCUCCUGGGGGAGCAAGUAGGCCGUCAGACCACGCCUCCUCGUCCCAAACUUGGUCACGACCGGGAACCGUCCAAAGUGGCCACGUCACUGCUGAAUAUCCCGGAGAGCAGGUUGCUGGUGGACGGCGUGGAUGGCGUGAAGGUGACUCUCUAAAGCGUCCAUGCAAAGAAGGCAGCAUGCACUGAGCCUCCAUGAGAAUUAGGAAUGCUGAGGCAGCGCAGUCAAUCCUCGGCUGUAAGAAAGACUCUCCUGUCAAAUCAAGUCUUUGCGUAUCUGAUCGUCAUCGACUUCGAGUCCACAUGCUGGAGAGAGAAAAGGAACUCCACCCAGGAAAUAAUUGAAUUCCCCGCUGUUCUUCUGAACGCAUCCACCGGGGAGAUCGAGUCCGAGUUUCACACUUACGUUCAACCUCAGGAGCAUCCCGUACUGUCGGCCUUCUGCACCGAGCUAACUGGCAUUACACAGGUGCAAGUCGAAGCGGGUGUCCCACUCCAGAUCUGUCUGUCUCAGUUCAAUCGCUGGCUGCAAACACUGCGUCUGGAGAAGGCACUCGUCUUUCCCGGCCGGCAGGACGCAGCUUCCGCUCCUCCGCCUUCCUCAAAGCUGUGCGCUUUCCUCACCUGGUCGGAUUGGGAUCUGGGAGUGUGUUUGCACUACGAGUGUAAACGCAAGCAGAUUCACAAGCCAGACGUGGUCAACAGCUGGAUCGACCUGAGGAGCACCUACAGGAUGUUUUACAGCAGGAAGCCCAAAGGUCUGAACGGUGCGCUGCAAGAUCUGGGAAUCCAGUUUUGUGGAAGAGAGCAUUCCGGUCUGGAUGACGCCAGGAACACGGCUCAGCUGGCAGCGAGGAUGAUGAGGGAUGGCUGCGUGAUGAAGAUCACCAGAAGCUUAGUGAGGGAAGACAAACCAAAGAAGCCAGCAACCUCCACUCCGUCUUCUGUAGCAAAUGCCACUAAAGUCCUAAACCUGCAGGAUAACUCCAGUCCCAGGGUCUCUGUCCCGGUCCGUCAGAGUCUCGUGUCUCCAAAGACUCUCCUCAAUGGUACGCCGUCACCCCUGUGUGGUCUCUGGAGCAGGACAAGAUGCGCCACAGCGGUGGAUUCCUCCAACAACCUCAUUCUCUGCUCCACGGUCAUGGGGAGUCUCCAGCACCAACAGGCCCGAAGAAGCGGACCCACAGGACUGGGGGAGGAGCACAUCGAGGAGUUGGCAGUGGAAGCUGAGGACAGGUGCGGGUCCUAUGAUGACGUGGUGCUGGAUGACAUCGUUAUGGACCCUGAAGGGACUUUGGAGGCCAUCUCUGAUUAUUACAGCGCGUGGGGAGAACCUGUGGGACCUCCAGGUGACACAGCCGUGUGUCAAGAUGUCCCUGAUGGACAGAACCCUGGCUUUGCAGUUCUCCAGACGGCUUCAAAACAGCAGCAGGCUGCAUCAGCGCAUAAAAUCAAUAAGACAACCUCCUCCUUCAGGACCUUCGUCCCAGACAGGUCGUCCACCCCCGACGCCUCCAUCUUCCGUCCCAAAGGAGGCAUCGCAUCAUCAACGUCGUCCUUUACUGCCCUCACUGACUCUCGGAAGAAGGUUGCCGCUUCGGCUUCCUUCAACGUCCCCAAGACCGUCCUCUCCUUGAGACCCGCCAACGUCGUUCCAUCUGGAACAGCCAAGAUCACGCCACCGCUGUGCGGCUGUGGGCGCCGCAGCAGGCGUCUGCAGGUGUCCAACGGUGGUCCCAACCACGGCAGAGGCUUCUACUGCUGCGCCGCGCGCCAGACGGCAAGGAAGGGAUGCAAGUUCUUCAAGUGGGAGUCCACCCUGAAGAAGACCAGCUCCGUUUUGCUCUGUCACGCCGACACAAUGCUCGGCCCUCGUCGCCCUCAGAGGAAGAGCGUGUGAGUGCUGACAUCAAAAACAAGCGUUAAGCACUCCCACACUGCUGUCUGCUGGAUCAGGUCCUGCCAGCUUCAUUAUGAUGUUUCCAAAGAAAAAUGACAUGCUUUCUUUCAACCAAACAAGGGAGUUAUUUUUCUGAAAUCACCAACUGCAGCAACAACUCUAGUGUAAUGUUAGCUUCAGUUAGCAGAUGAACAUCUAGAGAUCAUCUGCGGUCUGAGUCCAUCAACACGCCGCCUUGAUGACUCUGUGCUGGGCAGUGGGAUAGCCACAAUCCUGAACAACUAUCGGCUCAUAUACCAAACCUAUACCAUACUUGGGGAAAGUCUUGGAAAAGCUGACUGACUUUCUCCUCUGUAGGCCCCACCACAGCACUCGGACAGCUCUUGUCAAGGGGACACCGUAUCUGUCUGAAGAUAAAUGCCAGGCAAAGUCUCUUUCAGUUCUGCAGUUGAUCAUGAGAUCUUACCACAGAGGUUCGAAAACUGGCUGGGAAUCUCUGGUACUGCUCUAAAACGGUUCAAUGAGUACUUGGUUGCAGUUGGUACCUGUGUCUCUGACCAAAUGGUUAUGACCUGUGGUGUUCCCCAGGGGUCAAUCCCGGGACCAUGCUUCCUUUUUAGGCCAGCCGAUACGCAGCUGCAAUGUGUCCUCCCACAGUUAUGCAGAGCACACUCACGGCAGGUGCCGUCAAACAUGGUCCUGCAUGUUUCUAUGUCACAGCAUCAAACCGAAACUUCAAACUUUCUGCAGCAAAACUCAAACAUUGUCUUUGGCGCACAGAAACCUGGAGACUCUUUGUCUAAAACCUCAUCAUGUGGUUAGAAGUCGAGGGGGAAUAAUGGACUCGGAUCUCCACUUUAACAGCCACAUGAAAUCAUGAGCUUUUUACCCGCUAAAAGGCGUUGCCCAAAUCAGAGGACUAGUGUCUAAGGCAGAUUUAGAGGGACUAAUCCAUGCCUUUGUCUACAGCAGGCUAGACCACAGGAACGACCUUGUCACUGGGCUCUAAACCAGCCGUAAACCAGCUGCAGUAUAUCCACCAUGCAUGCUGCUGCUCCAGUCCUGACCAGAACUACAAAAUAUGACCCUAUUAGUCCAGUACUCGGGUCUCUGUACUGGCUUCCUGUGGCUCAGAGAAUAGAUUUUAAAACAGCUCUGCUUGUGUACAAGUCUCUUCGUGAUCUAGAUCUGAGCUCUGAGAAGCUCAGGGAGUGGUCUGCUGUGGGCGCCCAGAGUCGGGACUAAACACGGUCAGGCUGCCAACAUCAUGACAGGACAGGAUUGUCUCCAGGCUCCAAAGCUGGGGAAGUUUACAGAAACAUUUGCACUGCUUUGAAGGUUCCAAUGAGCACAGUGGCCUCCAUCAUCCCUUAGUGGAAGAAGUUUGGAACCACUAGGACAUGGGAGAAGGGCCUUAGUCAGGGUGGUGACCAAUAACCCCAUGGCCACUCUGUCAGCAUUCUUCUGUGGAGAGAGGAGAACCUUCCAGUAGGACAACCAUCUCUGCAGCAAUCCACCAAUCAGGCCUGUAUGGUAGAGUGGCCAGAAGGAAGCCACUCCCAUGGUAAAAGGCACAUGGCAGCCCGUCUGGAGUUUGCCAAAAGGCACCCGAAGAAAAAUGGAACUCUUUGGAAUGAAUGCCAGGUGUUACGAUUGGAGAAAACCGGGAAGUGCUCAUCAGCAGGCCAAUAGCAUCCCUGCAGUGAAGCAUGUUGUUGUGGAAGCAUCAUGUCAUUUUUCACUGUUUUAGUUUUAAUUAAAAAAAAAAUUAAUCACAUUGCUGUUAUAGGGUGUUGUGUACAGAAGUUUUGAGAAAUAAUUGUAUUCAAUCAAUUUUGGAAUAAAGCUGUGACAUUAACCCUUUCACGCAUGACGGUCACUGCAGUGGACAGCUAUUAAAAGGUCAUUUUCAAUUAUGAAAAUAGGUUUUGAUGGCAUUGUUGCUUAUAAGCCUCUAGAGUGGACGCCUGAGAAUCCACCCAACACUGCUUUGUGAGGUCAACCAUUGUAACUGCAGAAUAAUUGUGUCAACAUUGAAGAUGGCUGCCAGAAAUUAAAACAUGCCUAGCACCUGUGGGAUUUCUGCUCAAUCCUUCUAGAGUAGGAGACUCCUGCAGGUAAAAAAAAUAUUUCUACAUCAAGUAACACCUAAUAAUCACCAUAGUUGUGAAAAUUUCAAUGUAUUGAUUUUAGAUUGGGAGGAAAUUGCAAUUUUUCAGAUGUCCACCAAAGUGGACUGCAUGCAAUUACAUGCAAUUACUGAACAGUAUAUCACUCUUGACAAUGUUUUAUCUGAAGUAGUUUUCCCUUGUAUAAAUCAACAUUUUAUGCUAUUAGAUUGUAAGCUGUAUUGUAUAUAUCAAUAUGUAUGUUUUGUGCAUUAUUCAUGAUGAGUAACAGGUACUUUUCCAGCAAAUUUGCUCACUGCUGUGGAUCCUGAGGAGUUUCAAGCCAUAGAUGAGAUGAUCAUGCUCUUCAAAGGCAAAUUGUCUAUCAAGCAAUACAUCCCCAAAAAAACAAAACCCUGGGGUGUGAAAAUUUUGGCAAGAUCAGGGGCUUCAGGAUACAUGUACCACUUUGAAGUGUACAGGGGUGCAGCCAGCACAGGUGCAGUCAACGAAUUGGGAAUGGCUGCAGACGUCAUCUUGCGCCUCUGUGAUGACAUCCAAUUCAAGAACCACAAGGUGUUUUUUGAUAGCUACUUUCGUGGCAUUCCACUAAUUACUGUCUUGAAGGAACGGGGCAUCUAUGUCACUGGCACAUGCCGGGUCAACAGGCUUCAGGGGGCACAAACAAAACUCAGGAGUGCAACAGAACUCAAAGAAGGAGGAAGAGGAGCUAUCUCUGUUGUCACCAAUGGUGAAGAUCUCACUGUCAAACUUGGUCUCUUCCUGUCUUGGCAAGCACCUGACGGAUGUUGCACAGAGAUGGUCCAAGAAAGAUAAGAAGAUCAUCACCAUGGACAGGGCAUUUGCAGUGAAGGUCAACAACGAUUAUAUGGGAGUGUUUGACCUGAUGGACCAAAUGGUGGCAAUGUAUCCUCACAGAUGCAAGACCAAACACUGGUACAUCAGAAUGUUCUUCCACUUCCUCGAUGUAACCGUUGUGAAUGCCUGGCAUCUCCUCAGAUUCUCUGGAUUGGACUAGGGUGGUCUUCUGCCUUUCAAGGCAUCUGUGGCGCAUUCAUUGAUAAAUGCAGGCACUGUCCGCAAAAGGGGGAGACCAAGUGACACUUCCCCACCUCCUAUUCCUGUAAAGCGCAAACCUGCAUCCAAGGUACCCGGGGAGGUCAGGCCUGGUCCUGGAAACCUCUUGCCCCAGCUGAACAACAUAAAAAAUGCCCAAAGAUCCCAAGACCCUGCGUGCACACGAAAAACAAAGUGCAGCUGCAUGUGUUGCAAUGUGGCUGUGUGCCCUGGGUGCAUGGCAAUUUUUCACACAAGACGGUGAUCUAGUACUGUAUCUCAGUACUGAUCGACUACAUAAGUACAUAAGCAUAAGCAUGCAGCGUUGUAGCAGGGUUGUACCACCUCAUCUGUGGCCUAUCCCUAACCUUGUGAGGUUGUCAGUUGAUGCACUAUAGUUUGUGUAGUUUGUCAGUUGAAGCUCUGCAGUUUGAUGAGUUUUGUCAAUUGAAGCACUGCUGUUUGUCUCGUUUUGUCAAAAUUCACAAACGCAUGCUGUCCACCUAUGUGGACAUAUUCAUAACUUCUUGAAAAUUUGGUGUAUAAAAACAGAACCAAAUCAGUUCUUAUUUUUAUGUCUAA